AUGCCACAAUUAAGUCACGGACAAUACAAAGUGACGAAAAAAUGUCAAAAAGCUUGCGAGAGAUGUCGGGUGAUGAAGGUCAAGUGCUCUGGAUCGCAACCGUGUACACGAUGCGACCGCAAGAAGCACAGAUGUAUCUUUGCCGCUGAGGACAAGAGGGUAUCAGUUCCGGAAAGUUACCUCCGUGAACUCCAGAGUCGAAACAGUGACCAGGCCUCGGACCGGUCGGUCAGGGCGCCGAGUCGAGGAGAUGAUGCUGAAGAUGUUCCGCCUCGCUACAGUGAGCCGUAUGCAACGCCACACCGGAAUCCGUUGCCCCGACAGGAGGAAGCGGUUGGCCAGUUGGAAACGCCAAGUCAUGACAGCCCACAGCUCGGCGGGGACCCGCAAUCUGAGCCCGAGUCCGAUCGUGAUGAACAUGAACACGAUCGUGUGCCUCCACACCAUGGGGACUUUGGGCCAGGAUUCCGGCAGAACCCUUUGGUAGAUAAUGACUAUACGUUUGCGAAAGCCGGUGGCAAGUACUGGUACAUGGGACCGACCUCAUCAUGGUCCUUUUGCCGUCGGGUGCUAGCCCUGCUUGGCAAGAGAAUUCCAGAGGCAGCGCCAGACCCAUGGCAUCUCCCUCAUGAAGGUGCUUUCAGGAUGCAAUGGAAACCAUUAGGUUACAACGAGACGCCUGACGUGUCGAACCUCCCGCCUCUCGACUAUGCCAAGUUCCUUUUCAACACAGCCAAGUUUUACCUUGGUGCAGUCUUCUACCUCAUCGACGAGCCAGCGUUCAUGAAGCACCUUCACGAAUUUUAUGAAGACCCUUCCGCCAAAGCCAGCUCGUCAAGGUUAUGGUACGCGCAGUACCUUUUGAUACUCGCAUUCGGGAAAGCCUUUGUGGUAUCCAGUGGCAGCGCACAUACGGGACCGGCGGGCGUCCAAUACGCUACCAGGGCAAUGGCACUGCUGCCAGAUCUGUCGGGUCUUAAUCCGGAUACGAUCUCUUCCAUCCAGGCUCUUGCGUUGGCGGCUGUCUACUUCCAGUGUCUGGAUAUGAGAUUAGCAGCAUUUCAACACAUCGGCCAGGCGUUGCGUAUUAGCAUCGUUGAAGGCAUUUACAGGCACAUGCCAGAAGAAGUCGUCGGCAUCGAGCACUCAAGGCGCUGCAAUAUCGUCUUUUGGGUGGUGUACACCCUGGACCGCGAGUUUGCCGCUCUCAUGGGAGCGCCGAGUUCCAUCCGGGACGAAGAUAUUACCGUGAAGCUUCCUUCUCAGGUCGACAAUUCGCUCGACGCACUGAACAUGACUCUUCACGUUCGGAUUUCGCGCCUCAUGGCGCGCAUUCUUACAACUGUGUACGGCGUGGGCAAGUCGUUCGACGGCUCACUUGUCCCCAACACUCAGUCAAUCCUAAGGGACUUGGCUCGUCUAUCCAGAGAUUUGACAGCGCUCCUCGACACCCACUUCCAGGGGUCGGUGAGUAGGGCGUCGAGGAUGGCAUUGAGACUUAUACUCUCGUAUCACCACUGUGUAGUUCUCACCACCCGACCUCUCGUAAUGUGUGCCCUGCACAUUCAUAUCGAGCAUUCCGACCUAAGGAAUACGCAAACAGUCUCGUUGACACCGCCUGUCGCAUCAUUACUACAAUCCUGUGUGGACUCUGCUCAGACAGUUCUCCGAACUCUCCGAGUAUUGGGCGACGACGACUUGCUAGGUAAGCUUUUUUGGCACAUUCAUUUGAACCCGGUUUCCGUACACAAUGCUGACUCCCCUUCAGAAGCUUUCUUGCCAUUCCAACUGGAAGACGCCUUCUCAUCCGCAUUCCUCCUCUACCUCAUCCGCGUUAUCGACCCUUCUUUACUCCAUGACGACACCUGGUGCGAGAACAUCAAAUGCGUCUUGGACAGGAUGAUUGCAAAGGGAAGUCUCGUGGCUCCUCUGAGAAAGCUGGAACUCAGCCAGCUCGAGCACAUCAUGACCGCCUUGACUCCCGCCCCGGAACAGGCUCCUACUCCGUCACCGAGCACGGCACAUCCGCACCACCACGACCAUGGUUCAUUCUUGGAUCAGAUGGAAGAGCCUGGGUGGGACAUAUUUGAUACCAGCGGAAUGGGCGGUCUCUCGCCGCAGGCAUUACUGGACCUGGCUGAGCGACUGGACGUUGAAGACUUGAUGCAGUCUGUGGAUCACGAAGUGCAAUGA
Molecule: messenger RNA, 2193 nt
Organism: Colletotrichum truncatum
Lineage: Eukaryota; Fungi; Ascomycota; Sordariomycetes; Glomerellales; Glomerellaceae
Source: RefSeq, a predicted model, not a curated record